Molecule: messenger RNA, 1131 nt
Organism: Beta vulgaris subsp. vulgaris (sugar beet)
Lineage: Eukaryota; Viridiplantae; Streptophyta; Magnoliopsida; Caryophyllales; Amaranthaceae
Product: F-box/kelch-repeat protein At3g23880-like
Exons: 1
Coding region: 1-1131 (376 amino acids)
Molecular function (GO): protein binding
Source: RefSeq, a predicted model, not a curated record
AUGAAUACCAGACGGAAGAAGCAGAAGACCUCUUCUCGUGCAUGUUUUUAUGCCUUACCCCAAGAAUUGAUCCCAGAAAUACUCAAAAGAUUACCCAUAAAAUCUCUGCUAAGAUUCAAAUCAAUAAGCAAAGAUUGGAAUUCUCUAAUCAGGGAUCCUACCUUCACCAAAUCCCAACUACAACAUCAGCUUCCAACACCUUAUUUUUCACAACCUAAUCUCGUCAUUGGACCACAUACUAAUCUAUCCAGCUUUAUUAUUGAUGAUAAAAGUACUAGGAACUUCAAAGGCAAAUAUGUACCAGUAUCUCCUAAGUUCAUUGAAACAAACUUUAUUGAAGGUACAGAAUUUGAUAUUCUUGGAUCUUGUAAUGGGAUUAUACUAUGCAUCUACGUUCGUAACACCUGUAAAAACUUGUAUGUUUGGAAUCCCACCAUUAACGAAUAUAGGAAUAUCCCAUUGCCUUACUCGAGCUUUUCCUCGAGCUUUUCUUCAAGGAAUCUUUCUAGGAAUCUUUUGUUAUCUGGGUUAGGCUAUGCUUCAGCAAUCAACGACUACAAAAUCGUAUUCGUAGUGAAGGUCAAAUCAAGUUCAACAACAAACAUAUGCGUACAUGUAUACUCAUUGCGGCACAAUAAGUGGAGCCAAUUCGAUAUCUCUCAUGUUAUAGGGCCGUCUGAAAUUCACUUGUAUGCUAACAGUAUGGCUAUGGAGGCACUUUUAUUUAAUGAUGCAUUAUAUUGGGUUGAGGACUCUAAUAAUGAAUGGCUUCUUAAAUUUGAUAUGCUCAAUGAAACUUUUGAGAGGGUGAUUGAUCUAAAAUCUUUCCACAACAUGGAAGCUUGUCGCGGUUCAUGUCUAAAUGAUAUCAAAAACAUGUCAAAUAAUGUGAAUCUGCGCAUGCGGGAGUUAAAUGUUGAAAACUCUCGUUUGAAGAAGACGCACUUUGUAAAACAAAAAGUUCGUGUCAAUGGUAAAAUUAUGAUCCUUCCGCACUUGCUUGUGACAAUUGGAUAUUUGCCUAUGUUCUAUUCACGUCGAACAAUUCAAGUCAUGGAAGAUGAUUUCUGCCUUGGGGUGAACUACGUUCAAACUCUAAUAUCUCCUAAUUUGUUUUGUAUUAAUUUUUGA